This is a messenger RNA of Saccoglossus kowalevskii, 643 nucleotides long. Its product is annotated as mediator of RNA polymerase II transcription subunit 11-like. Gene Ontology annotation, biological process: regulation of transcription by RNA polymerase II. The record is from RefSeq and is a predicted model, not a curated record. Gene Ontology annotation, molecular function: transcription coregulator activity. Lineage: Eukaryota; Metazoa; Hemichordata; Enteropneusta; Harrimaniidae. Gene Ontology annotation, cellular component: mediator complex.
GGCGUGGAAAGCUCACGCGUAGUAGAUCGUGGUUUUGAAAGGGGAUUAACGUGCAUUUUUAUCCAUGCUAUUCGCCUCAAAACGUUGUUUUGUUUCCGCGAGGUGACCAGCUAAUCAUGGCAUCCAAGAUGGCUACUUCGGUCAAUGAACGCUUACUGCAAUUAGACUCGAUUGAAAAAGAAGUUUCAACGAUUCUUUUGAACGCAGGACAAGCAAUUCAAGAGCUCUCAAAGGAGAAACCAAAUGAGGCGAAUUUAGAACUUUACACACAGAAGUUUUUAAAGUCCUUGGAAACAGUAGAAGGUGGCCUGACAAAACAGAUAAACUAUUUAUCCCAGGUUUCCACUGGACAUCCACAUGAGGGAUCUAGUUAUUCAGCACAGAAAGAAGCAAGAAUGGCAUUACACAGACUUGAACAUGCUCGCAUGAAAUUAAAUGAAUUGAGUAAAACCUGUACAGGUCAACCAUGAUUUGCUCACUGGACUACUCUAUGGAUUAUUGUAAUUGGCUAUCCGCUCCGCUAGGAUUGCCCUUAUAAUCACUUUUGUUGGCGAUCCGCUCCGCUAGGAUUGCCCUUAUAAUCACUUUUGUCGAUUUGUGUGUCUGUGUGUGUACAUUUCCAGUGUUUUCACGUAUGAUUUCU